This is a messenger RNA of Arachis ipaensis, 1875 nucleotides long. The record is from RefSeq and is a predicted model, not a curated record. NCBI's taxonomy places the organism in Eukaryota, Viridiplantae, Streptophyta, Magnoliopsida, Fabales, Fabaceae.
AUGUGGGGGAAGAGGGGAAGCAUUGACAUCAUUGACCUCGGAAAUGAGUUUUUCCUUGUCAAGUUCUAUAAUUCUGAAGAUCUGAAUUUUGCUUUAAUGGAGGGGCCAUGGAAAAUUCUGGAUCACUACCUCUCAGUAAGGAUGUGGAAACCAGAUUUCAAUCCAAUGAAUACUUCCAUAGAUAAUAUAGCAGCUUGGAUUAGACUUCCAGGUUUGGCCAUAGAUUACUACUGUAGACCUAUUUUGGAAAAAAUAGGAAACAUUGUGGGAAGAACCAUCAAGGUGGACACAAAUACAGCAGAAAUCACAAGGAGAAAAUUUGCACGGUUAUGUGUGGAGGUUGACCUACAACAGCCUCUAGUCUCUCAAUACCAGAUUAACGGACAAACUCAUGUAGUGGAAUAUGAGGGCAUUCAUUUGGUAUGCUUUAGGUGUGGAAGAGUGGGACAUGACAAAGCCAACUGCAAGGAAGGAAAACAAGACCCCUCACCAGAGCAACAAAUCCAGAAGGAAGGUCAAGCGACAAAUGCAGAGGUUGAAGAAGAGGAUAGAAAUGGAAAUAAGAAUAUUGACAAGGGCAAAAAAGUGAUAGAGGAACCUGCUGAUGCCUUUGGCCCCUGGAUGAUAGUACAGAGGUCUACGCGUGGCAAAAAGACCACAAAACCAGGAGAAGGUACAAGUAGUGGAGGAGGUGGAAAAGAAAAGGAGAAGGAAAGAAAGAUAGAGAGUGAGGGGCGACAGUCACGUUUUGCUGUACUAGCAGAGGAAGAACCUGAAAGGAAUGAAGAAAGCAAUCCUAAAGCGACGGCAGGAAUCAGUAAUGAACCACAAUCAGAAAAAGACAAAGAAAAUUGGAUUGUAUCCACUCAACCAAGCCAAGUACUCUCCUUAGCUAUCCCUCAGACAGCUUUGGAAGAUCCAGCCCAGAGUAAACCACCUGAUCCACCUUUUAACUCACUACAAACUAGUGAAUUGGUGGAAGCUAUGUUAGUAUAUGAGAAUGAAGAAGCAAAUAAGGCAAUUCAGCAAGGAGUUAAUCCACCUCAGAACAUUAGAGGUGUUGCGAAUAAGGCUACAAUUCGCACACUCAAAGAAAUAAAGUCUCGGCACAGACCUGAUAUUACUCUAAUCUAUGAGCCAAAAUGUAGUGGAAAUAAAGCUACAGAAGUGAUAAAAGCUCUUGGUUUUAACUUUUCCUUUUUGGAAGAAGCGGAUGGUUAUGUAGGUGGAAUCUGGGUGUUAUGGGAUAAUCCAGCGCUGACCAUUAAUAUAUUGGAGACACACCACCAAUAUGUUGCCAUGGAGGUAAAGGACCCUAGCCACUCUCCUUGGAAGCUUACAGCAGUCUAUGCAAGUCCCCAAGAAGGAAUUAGAAAAAACUUAUGGGAAAACUUAAAAAGAUUGGCUGAUGCUACUACGGAUGCUUGGAUGGUCAUAGGAGACUUUAAUGAGAUUGCAGAGGAAGGAGAGAAGAAAGGUGGGGUGAGAGCCGACCAACAUGCGUGCCGAAGAUUUAAAAAUUGGAUACAAAGUUGUAACCUCUUAGACCUGGGAUUUGUCAGAUCAAAGUAUACUUGGAAGGGUGGUCAAAGAGACGGCAUGGAGAGAGUCUUCAAGCGCUUGGACAGGGGUCUAGCUAAUGCUGAAUGGCGAAGAAGAUACAUGAAUGCUAGGGUGGACAUCCUUCCGAGAGUCAAUUCAGAUCAUCACCCUCUCCUUGUUAAACUUACCCCGGGUAUGAGACUGUUGGGAGAAAGACCUUUUCGUUUUGAGGUCAUGUGGAAAACACACCCAUCUUUUAACGAGUUCAUUGAGAAGACUUGGACAAAUGACACCCCCUCCCGAGAGCCCUGGAAUCCCUCACUGAAGCUUUAA